CCGUCGUGCAGCGGGGCUGACGGUGUUGAUGAUGCUGAGGAGAGAGCAUCCUCCGCGGCAGGUCUCCGCGCAGGCAGGCCGUGAGUUGUGGUAGCUGCGAUGUCGGAAAGAGGAGCUUUGUUUUAAUUAUUAUUACAUCCAUGUGAUUUUAUUCCGGUGACGUCAAACCGCUCCCGGUGAUCUCAAGUUUCGGGCUGCCGGUGACACCCUGAGCUCAGCGAUGGUGGAUUUGACCGAGAGUGGUGCAGUGUCGCCCGGACACCUCAGGCACGGACAGGGCUCCGGCAAUAACGGGAAGAAAACGUCGAAAAAGUCGCGGACGAGAAGAGGCAAACGAGGCAGGAAAAGACGGAAUAAAAAGAACAACCGGAACAACAAAACACCACCACCGUAUUUCCCACCGGAGGCUGAAGAAGGAAACAUCGAGUACAAGCUAAAGCUGGUUAACCCCACUCAGUAUCGCUUUGAGCAUCUGGCCACGCAGCUGAAGUGGCGUCUGCAGGAGGGCCGCGGCGAGGCCGUGUACCAGAUCGGAGUGGAGGACAAUGGCCUGCUGGUUGGCCUGACCGAGGCCGACAUGAAGGCCUCGCUCAAGACCUUGAAGAGGAUGGCAGAGAAAGUCGGUGCCGACAUCACUCUCCUCCGAGAGAGGGAGGUGGACUACGACUCGGACAGAAACACUCGUAAAAUAGCAGAAGUCCUCGUCCGAAAAGUUCCCGAUGAUCAGCAGUUCCUGGACCUGCGGGUGGCGGUUCUGGGAAAUGUGGAUUCAGGGAAGUCCACCCUGCUGGGCGUCCUGACACAGGGCGAGCUGGACAAUGGGCGAGGCCGAGCGAGGCUCAACCUCUUCAGACAUCUGCACGAGAUCCAGACAGGACGCACCUCCAGCAUCAGCUUCGAGAUCCUCGGCUUCAACAGCAAAGGAGAGGUUGUGAACUACAGCGAGUCUCGGACAGCCGAGGAGAUCUGUGAGAGCUCCUCCAAGAUGAUCACCUUCAUCGAUCUGGCUGGACACCACAAGUACCUGAAGACCACCAUCUUCGGCCUCACCAGCUACUGCCCUGACUUUGCCAUGCUGGUGGUGAGCGCCAACACCGGCAUCGCCGGUACAACCCGAGAGCACCUGGGCCUUGCCAUGGCGCUGAAAGUUCCCAUCUUCAUCGUGGUCAGUAAAGUGGACCUGUGCUCCCGUGGCACCGUGGAGAGGACCGUCCGACAGCUGGAGCGAGUCCUGAAGCAGCCGGGCUGCAACAAGGUGCCCAUGGUGGUGUCCAACCCCGACGACGCUGUGACCGCCGCGCAGCAGUUCACACAGUCUGCAGGCAUCACGCCCAUCUUCACACUGUCCAGUGUGUCUGGAGAAAGUCUUGACCUUCUCAAGGUUUUCCUGAAUAUCCUCCCUCCACUGAGCAACAGCAAGGAGCAGGAGGAGCUGAUGCAGCAACUCACUGAGUUCCAGGUGGAUGAGAUCUACUCAGUUCCUGAUGUUGGGACUGUGGUGGGAGGAACUCUGUACAGUGGCGUGUGCAGGGAGGGCGAGAGGCUGGUGGUCGGUCCGACUGACGAGGGGCGCUUCCUGCGUCUGAAGGUGGGCAGCAUCCAGAGGAACCGCUCGGCCUGCAGGGUGCUGAGGGCCGGACAGGCCGCCACGCUGGCUCUGGGCAACUUUGACCGCUCGCUGCUGCGCAAGGGGAUGGUGAUGGUCAGUCCAAAGAUGAACCCGACCAUCUGCUGUCAGUUUGAAGCCGCCAUCGUCCUCCUCUUCCACGCGAAGACCUUCCGCCGGGGCUCACAGGUCACCGUGCACGUGGGCAACGUCAGGCAGACGGCCACCGUGGAGUGCCUUCAUGGGAAGGACGAGCUGCGUACGGGCGAGAGGGCCGUGGUUCGCUUCCGCUUCAUCAAACACCCCGAGUACCUGCGUCUGGGCGCCAAGCUGCUCUUCAGGGAGGGCGUCACCAAAGGCAUCGGCCACGUCACCCGCCUGCUGCCCCCCUCCCAGAAUCACGACCAGAACCAGAACCACGACCAGAACCUGCAGGAGCAUUAGAGACCCCCGUCUGACAGACGCCGAGCUCCAUGAAAAACGACGACCUGCCUGACGCCAUCGAUGCUCCUCUGAUCACGCCACGUGUCGGCGUAUUAAUCCGCCCGUCCUGGAUCUAUACUUCUGUCCUCAUCCGCUCCUGCUGUGCCGUCAGAGAGUCCAUCAUCAUCAUCUUCCUCCCAGCAGACAUUCGUGUCUUGAGUUAAAGCCAGCUGACCUCAGUGGACUUAAGCUUGGACGCUUAAUCUGAUGUUGGGCCACAGUUUGAUUUAAGAAGCUCCUUUUUUCUCCGAGCGGCUGUCGUGAGACGACAGCAGGAGGAAUGAGACGCUCGAUCUCUGCUGCACAGGAAGGACUGACCUGUCUCUGCACACGCUCACACUGAAUAUGAAACCUGAAGAGGGGGAUUAUUUCCACAACAGUCUGAGGCGUCUGCUCGCUGGUUUUGCAUAUUUCAGCCCAUAAACUUCAAAACAUGAGUGUUUUAUAUAUCGCUGUGGAGCUCGGUGGGCAUCAGGGGUCAUUUCCUGACAGUUUGUGUGGACGAACAAAUAACGCGUGCUCUUGGAGAUAUAAGAGGAGUCUGAAGUACAGUUAAAGGCGUUUUAAUACAGCGGUGAUGUCACAACUGUCGAUGAAUCUGUCGACUAUUUUCUGGAUUAAUAGAUUAAUUGCUCUGUCGUUAGAAAUAGUGUCGAUCAGUGUUUCCCAAAAGCUCAAGAUGACGUCCUCAAGUGUCUUGUUUCAUCGACAACCCAAAGAGAUUCAGUUGACUGUCACAGAGGAGGAAAGCAGCCAGAGAAUAUUCACAUCUAAGAAACUGGAAUCGGAGAAUUUUUUCAAUCGAUUUGAGCGCGCAAAAAACGCAGCAUGUGUACAGCCCCCGAGGGAAGCAGCACACACACGUUGGAGAAAUUUGAAUCCGAGAUUGAUUUGAGUUUUUGAUGGAUGAUUAAUUAGAUUAUAUUGAUUUUUGUCAGUUAUAUUCAGUUGAUCCACGGCUCGUCUCAGGAGCAGCUCUGACGGUGUGUUCACUGACAGUUUGGUUUGGAUUUUGGAGACACGUGUAGUUUAUUUAUUUUACUGGAAAACAGAUUGUGCAACAUCAUGCUCAACUGUGUGCGUUAAAUAAUUUAAGAUAAAAUUUUACUAAUUUGUGGACAAGUGCGUGGAGUCAAAACAAAGUCCCCAUUAUUAAAUUUCAGUUCCGCUUCAACUUUAGGGAAAUUUGAGGCGUGAAUUUGCGCCAGUGACCAAAAAAGAUCUGUCUCAACGGUGCACGAAACUGAGAUCCAGACUUGACAGUGAAGGAUGCUGUCACAUAAGCUGUUAGUCUUAUUAAACCCGCUCUGUGGCAGAAUAAACUGCUCCUAAAACUUAGUCCGUGGAGUGGAAACAAAGUCCUCAUUUUAAAUUUUUGCUUUGAGUUCAACUUUGCUGAAAUCUGACGGGAGACUUUGCACUAGCGACCGACAGAAAUCUCUGGACAGUGCAUGAAACUGAGAUCCAGACUCCACAGUGCCGUCAGUUUGAACCUGCUGGAGAAUAAACUGCUCCAAAAACAAGAAGAUGCAGCGUGGAGGUUGAGAUAUGUCCCUUUUUCAUUAGUAAAUUGAGAGCACAGAUGGCAUCUUUGUGCGCACAAGUUAAAACAAAAUGACUCCUGACACCCGCAGGGCUCCGAGCAGAAGCACCCAGGAGCAGCGCAGGGCUUUAAAGGCAAUUUUCGGAGCGACUAAACCGUCUAAUUACAAUUCCGGGUCCAUGACGUGACGCCCUGCAGCCCAAGAAAACUUCCCCACAGACUUGCAUUGUGAAAGAGACGCCUGUAAAUCAGUGGAUACUUUUAUUUGAGCGAAAUGACUCUCUUCACUUUCAGGAUUUGAUCCAUCCAACAUUUGGAAAGUUAAGAAGAGCCACACAAUUAAAUUAUUUUAUUAGUGGAGCGCUAAACCCGGAAGUUACCCACUCUGUCGGUGGAAGUCUCCAGUGAGUCCGAUGAUGUGGAAGAUUCGGAUAAUUUUACACCGGCAGAGUCGAUGUUUUUGGGCUUCAUGUGCCGCUGAGCAGCUUUUACAGGAGUGAACAGAACGAGAGAGUUCAGACUGAUGUGAUUGGACAGGAUUUGGGGAAGGAGUUAAAAAAACAUCAGCUCAUUCUAUUAUUCUCCCUUUUUUUGCACUUUAUUCACUUUUAAUCAUCAUGAUGAAUCCGCUCUGUCCGGUCAGCGGAUCAUUUACAGACUCAACAAAAACCAGCUGACUUUGUCGCCUGUUUUCACGUCAGCCUGGUGAUAAUUAGCAGCUCACAGUAAUAAUAAACCAUCUUUUUCGGAGGUUGAUGAAAUAUCAGAGGGAGCUUGUCAGGUAAACGAACAGUGUUUUGGGUUUUCUACUUCGCAGCCUUACCUUCAGUUUGAGAUUCAGCUUCUUUAACUCGAGUUGCAUUUGAGCUGCUGUACAUUUAAUAUCUUCAUUUACAGACGACUGACACUGAAAUAUUUGCAUCUUGGUUUCCAGUUUGUUGCGACAGUCGGUUUGAUGUGUCGGGCAGCUCAUCGCAGCUACACAUAACCUGCAUGCUCUUUGACUGGCAGAAAAUCUUCUCAUUUAAAGUUUGAAAUAAUAUAUCCAGUGUUCAUUUGAUUUUUUUCUGAGGUUCUGUGCAAUUGUAAACCUAAAUAUCGAAUGUACUUUCCAUGGAUCCUGUGUAGCGUUUGAAACUGCUUACUGUUCAAAUGGAGUUACUGUCGACUUUGCACUUUGUGUUCUGAUUCUGCAUGUGUGUCGAUGCCGGCGAGGAGAUCUGCAGACUCGGCAGAACGAUGAAGACGUGGAUGCCGAGCUGAGCGGUCGCAGUGCGAGACGACUGUCUGACACUGAAACACGACAGAGUGGAUUUAUCAGUUUGUUUUUCCUGACUGUCCCUCGAACUAAUAAAUAAAAUGUUGACUGAAAUAUAUUUCUUCUUUUUA
Molecule: messenger RNA, 5021 nt
Organism: Epinephelus fuscoguttatus (brown-marbled grouper)
Lineage: Eukaryota; Metazoa; Chordata; Actinopteri; Perciformes; Serranidae
Product: GTP-binding protein 2-like
Exons: 12
Coding region: 221-2050 (609 amino acids)
Biological process (GO): translational elongation
Molecular function (GO): GTP binding; translation elongation factor activity; GTPase activity
Source: RefSeq, a predicted model, not a curated record